UGUUCCUCCAGCGCCUGGCACGGGCUGGGCCGCAGCAGAGAACGUGGCCUGAAGCGCGCCAUCCCCUCCGCGUUGCCCGCCCGCCGAGCUCUCCGCCCACAGGUGUUGCCAGGGCUCCUUCCACCGGCCGGACCGAGGGAGGACCCAGGGCCCAAACCUGGCCCGCGGCUGGCCGAGAGCACAACAGCCGGCGGGCGCUGGCGGGCGCGGGGCGCACGGGGCCGCGGAGGGACCCGCGCGCGCCCCCGCCUCGCGCCGCGCGCACGUGACUGCGCCCCCGGCCCCUCCCCCGGCCUGCCCCCCGCCCCGACUGGCCGCUCGGCCGCGCGCGGGUCGGCCGGCUCUAUGGGGAAAGCGGCGGCUCCGAGCCGAGGCGGCGGCUGUGGCGGCCGCUCCCGCGGGCUCUCGUCGCUGUUCACGGUUGUCCCCUGCCUGUCGUGCCACACGGCGGCGCCGGGCAUGAGCGCUUCCACGUCCGGCUCCGGACCGGAGCCCAAGCCCCAGCCCCAGCCCCAGCCCGUGCCCGAACCGGAGCGGGGACCGCUGUCAGAACAGGUGUCAGAGGCAGUUUCGGAGGCAGUGCCAAGAUCGGAGCCUGUGUCCGAGACGACGUCUGAGCCGGAGCCAGGGGCUGGGCAGGCAUCGGAACUGCUGCAGGGGUCGCGGCCGGGGUCAGAGUCAAGUUCAGGUGUAGGGGCUGGGCCCUUCACUAAGGCCGCAUCAGAGCCGCUCUCCCGGGCGGUGGGGAGCGCGACCUUUCUCAGACCCGAGUCAGGAUCGCUGCCAGCGUUAAAGCCCCUGCCUCUUCUGCGACCAGGACAGGCGAAGACUCCUCUUGGGGUUCCAAUGUCGGGGACUGGCACGACCUCCAGUGCCCCACUGGCCUUACUGCCUCUGGACAGCUUCGAGGGCUGGCUUCUCAAGUGGACCAACUAUCUGAAGGGCUACCAGCGCCGCUGGUUCGUGCUGGGCAAUGGUUUGCUCUCUUACUACAGAAAUCAGGGUGAAAUGGCCCACACGUGCCGUGGAACCAUCAACCUGUCCACCGCGCACAUUGACACGGAGGACUCUUGUGGUAUCUUGCUGACCAGUGGGGCCAGGAGCUACCACCUCAAGGCCAGCUCAGAGGUGGACCGGCAGCAGUGGAUCACCGCCCUGGAGCUGGCCAAGGCCAAGGCUGUCCGCGUGAUGAACACUCAUUCAGAUGACUCUGGGGACGACGACGAGGCUACCACCCCAGCCGACAAGAGCGAGCUGCACCACACCCUGAAGAAUCUUUCCCUGAAGUUAGAUGACCUCAGCACGUGCAAUGACCUCAUCGCCAAGCACGGCGCCGCACUCCAGCGCUCCCUGACAGAGCUGGACGGCCUCAAGAUCCCAUCCGAGAGUGGGGAGAAGCUGAAGGUGGUGAACGAGCGGGCCACCCUCUUCCGCAUCACAUCCAAUGCUAUGAUCAACGCCUGCAGGGACUUCUUGGAACUAGCAGAGAUACACAGUCGGAAAUGGCAGCGGGCACUGCAGUAUGAGCAGGAGCAGCGCGUACACUUGGAGGAAACCAUUGAGCAGCUGGCCAAGCAGCACAACAGCCUCGAGCGGGCCUUCCGCAGUGCCCCUGGCCGGCCGGCCAACCCCUCCAAGAGCUUCAUUGAGGGAAGCCUCUUGACUCCCAAAGGAGAGGACAGUGAGGAAGAUGAAGAUACCGAGUACUUUGAUGCCAUGGAAGACUCUACAUCCUUCAUCACCGUGAUCACCGAGGCCAAGGAAGACAGAAAAGCUGAAGGUAGCACCGGGACAAGUUCCGUGGACUGGAGCUCAGCAGACAAUGUACUAGAUGGUGCCUCACUCGUGCCCAAGGGUUCAUCCAAAGUCAAGAGGCGAGUCCGCAUUCCCAACAAGCCCAACUACAGCCUUAACCUCUGGAGCAUCAUGAAGAACUGCAUCGGCCGGGAGCUCUCCAGGAUCCCCAUGCCGGUGAACUUCAACGAGCCCCUGUCCAUGCUCCAGCGGCUGACAGAGGACCUGGAAUACCACCACCUGCUGGACAAGGCCGUGCACUGCACCAGCUCAGUGGAGCAGAUGUGCCUGGUGGCCGCCUUCUCUGUGUCCUCCUACUCCACCACAGUGCACCGCAUCGCCAAGCCCUUCAACCCCAUGCUGGGGGAGACCUUCGAGCUGGACCGCCUCGACGACAUGGGCCUGCGCUCCCUCUGUGAGCAGGUGAGCCACCACCCCCCCUCAGCUGCGCACUACGUGUUCUCCAAGCAUGGCUGGAGCCUCUGGCAGGAGAUCACCAUCUCCAGCAAGUUCCGGGGAAAAUACAUCUCCAUCAUGCCGCUAGGUGCCAUCCACUUAGAAUUCCAGGCCAGUGGGAAUCACUACGUGUGGAGGAAGAGCACCUCAACUGUUCACAACAUCAUCGUGGGCAAGCUCUGGAUUGACCAGUCAGGGGACAUCGAGAUUGUGAACCAUAAGACCAAUGACCGGUGCCAGCUGAAGUUCCUGCCCUACAGCUACUUCUCCAAAGAGGCAGCCCGGAAGGUGACAGGAGUGGUGAGUGACAGCCAGGGCAAGGCCCAUUACGUGCUGUCCGGCUCGUGGGAUGAACAAAUGGAGUGCUCCAAGGUCGUGCAUAGCAGUCCCAGCAGCCCCAGCUCUGACGGGAAGCAGAAGACAGUGUACCAGACCCUGUCAGCCAAGCUGCUGUGGAAGAAGUACCCGCUGCCGGAGAACGCGGAGAACAUGUACUACUUCUCAGAGCUGGCCCUGACCCUCAACGAGCACGAGGAGGGCGUAGCGCCAACCGACAGCCGCCUGCGGCCCGACCAGCGGCUGAUGGAGAAGGGCCGUUGGGACGAGGCCAAUACCGAGAAGCAGCGGCUGGAGGAGAAGCAGCGCCUGUCGCGGCGCCGGCGGCUGGAGGCCUGCGGGCCGGGCAGCAGCUGCAGCUCGGAGGAAGCAGAGAAGGAGGCGGAUGCCUACACGCCACUGUGGUUUGAGAAGAGGCUGGACCCGCUGACCGGGGAGAUGGCCUGUGUGUACAAGGGCGGCUACUGGGAGGCCAAGGAGAAGCAAGACUGGCAUAUGUGCCCCAACAUCUUCUGAGCGCCACCCUUGCAGCAAAUACAGGCGCCUGCACAGCCUGGCCCACCUGUUCAUUAAUGCACUCAAUUUAGUACUGAAUGGUCUUUCUCCCAGCCCAUUCCCAGCCCUUCCUAUUUCCUUACCUAUUUUUUUUUCUCCCCACACUUUCUUGGGACUCCCACCUUGGAAGGAGGAAGGGCUGACCUGGGUUCUCUCCAGCCCCCAGGUGCGCCGGGUCACCCGUGCCCCUUCAUUAUGGACCUGGGCCCUACUGGAACCCCUGCCCCAGUUACCACAACUCAGGCCGGCUGGCCCGGGCCAUGGGCUGCACAAAUCACCAGCCCCCAACCCAGGGAAGAACUGGCCCCUCCUAGGGAGCCUCUUCGACUUUUUUAGAAAAAUGAUCUCCAUUUCUUUCCAGCCAUGAUGUUUAGUAAAUAUUUUUAGUACCACACUUAGCAGACAGCUUUCCAAGUGUGCUUUCUUGCCACAAAAGUGUCCUGGCAAGAGCCCCUUAUUUUUAAGACAUCAGGAAGCCAGACCCCUUUGAGUUGGGAGAAUUUUGUAGCUCAACAUAUCAAGUCCUCAAUGGUAUCUGAGCUGCCCACACCCCCACCUGCCAGGGCCCCACAGAGCCCAAAACAGAAGGGGGCUGCCCAGCCCAGCAGAGCACAGUUUCUGGAGCUCCCAUCCACAGAUGCAGGAGGGGGUACCGAUGGUAACCCCCAUGUGGAUUUGAGGGCAGCAGUCCCUGGCCUCACCCUAGCCAGCCUGGGUGGCUCCCUAGCCCCAAGAGGCCAGGAAGGGCUGGAAGGCAGGGCCUGCAGGUGCUCCCCACCCUGAGACCCAGGCCCCAAAUCAGCAAUAAUGAACAAACCCUUGGCCCAGCCUGGGCUGGUGACCCGGGCACCAGAGACCUUGCAUCCCUCCUCAUCCUAGGAGGCCCCUAGGGGUGCCCCAUCUCAAUGUCCCCUGAACUCUUUAUUUGCCUAAUUUAUAUAUAUAUAUAUGAUAUAUAAAUAUAUAUAAAAUAGCUAUUUUGCUUAAAUUUCUACAGUAUGUAAAAGUGAAAAAAUGAUGAAGACGGGCGCACCUGUCUGAGUUUGGCCCUCAUGUCAGCUGUGCCCUUCCCUCUCCUCAUGCCCCCUUCCAGCGGCUUCUGCCAACCAUGGGGGGCUGGGCCACCAUGGCCACUGACCCAGCCCCUCAGAAUCCCACACUCCAAUCCUUUCCAUUUCAGUUUAGUCCUAAAAGUUCAUCACAGGGUCUUUCUUUCUACUCCAGGACUGGUUUUGUUUUUAUAUAUAUAUAUAUAAAAAGUGAAAACACCAAUGUGUGAAAUGCCUUACGAUGCCCACUGGAGAGGUGGGGCGGGGUGGGGCAGGACGGCCCCACUGAGGCUCCCACAGAGCUGUGGAAUGUACCUCUCCCCAACACUGUUUUGUUAGCGAGCACCUUUUGACCAGUAAUAAAAAAACCUUGGCUUUGGA
Molecule: messenger RNA, 4571 nt
Organism: Gorilla gorilla gorilla (western lowland gorilla)
Lineage: Eukaryota; Metazoa; Chordata; Mammalia; Primates; Hominidae
Gene: OSBP2
Product: oxysterol binding protein 2
Exons: 14
Coding region: 346-3102 (918 amino acids)
Cellular component (GO): perinuclear endoplasmic reticulum; plasma membrane; cytosol
Molecular function (GO): cholesterol binding
Source: RefSeq, a predicted model, not a curated record